UUUAUUCUUUUAUUUAAAUAAUUGGCCAAUAAUGUUACACACUACGAUAUACUGCGUGUAUAAAUCUCAUGUAUAUGAAUGAGAGUUGUUUUAAAAUAACAUUUCCUUCGAAAACAUGUGAUACAGCGUAUAGCAUACAGUACAGCCACAGCCACAGAUGAUACACAUAUCUCUUGAUGUAUCAUACAGCAACCAGCAACAGCAACAUGUCGCUUGUAUGGAAUCCAUCUAAGAAACACAGCGAACGCGAGAGGUGGGUGUGCAUUUACCCAAUAUAUUUGAACAGCAAAAGGAGUUUGAAGGGCGGACGAAAGUUGACCAAAGACAAAUGCGUAGAGAAUCCAACGCAUCAGGAGAUACGGGAUGUGUUGGUAGCAGUGGGCUUUAAUGUAGGCGUUGAGAAUAAGCUACAUCCGAAGGAACGCAGCAAGGAACCUCUGUAUCGCGGUCGUAUUCGCGUACAGUUGAAAAAUGACGAUGGUACACCGAUACGAUCCGAGUUUCCCACUAGAGAUUCCCUUUUGGCAUAUGUCGGAACUACAAUUCCAAAGUUAAAGACUCGUCAGGGCAAACAGAGUUCUAGCGAGCAAGCAUCGCAGUCGUCCUCAUCGACAUCGAAGAAAGGAAAAGGCAAGGGAAGGAGGUAAAGAAGAGGAUUUGGAACCAUUCAUAAUGUGAAAUGGUUUUUGCUUAUAUUUUUCAUUAUAUGAAACAUUUGUGUUAUGUGUAUACAUACAUAUAUAUAUGAUAUAUGAUUUAUUUACAUUUUAAUUCUAUAUUGUUUUUAUAUAAUAUAUAAAAUAAAAUUAAAAUAAUUAAUGCGAUUCAAAGUUUAAGAGUAAAGCUAGUAUUUUACCAAGUUCUACUAUCAUACCUUACAAAUCUGUAUUAAAACCUAAAUUACAA
Formica exsecta is the source of this 906-nucleotide messenger RNA. RefSeq names its product signal recognition particle 19 kDa protein (gene Srp19). Bases 177 to 647 code for a protein of 156 amino acids. Lineage: Eukaryota; Metazoa; Arthropoda; Insecta; Hymenoptera; Formicidae. The record is from RefSeq and is a predicted model, not a curated record. Gene Ontology annotation, cellular component: signal recognition particle, endoplasmic reticulum targeting. Gene Ontology annotation, molecular function: 7S RNA binding. The transcript has 2 exons. Gene Ontology annotation, biological process: SRP-dependent cotranslational protein targeting to membrane, signal sequence recognition; SRP-dependent cotranslational protein targeting to membrane.